Molecule: messenger RNA, 1005 nt
Organism: Perkinsus marinus ATCC 50983
Lineage: Eukaryota; Perkinsozoa; Perkinsida; Perkinsidae
Product: ubiquitin domain-containing protein DSK2, putative
Exons: 7
Coding region: 1-1005 (334 amino acids)
Biological process (GO): ubiquitin-dependent protein catabolic process
Cellular component (GO): cytosol
Molecular function (GO): polyubiquitin modification-dependent protein binding
Source: RefSeq, a predicted model, not a curated record
AUGUCUAUAAAUCUAAUUUUCAAGGUCUCGGGUGGUUCAUCGUUCGAGGCGAAUUUCGACCCGGAAACUACCAUCGGUGAUGUUAAGAAGAAUUGUGUCAAAACAUCAGGAGUCCCUGCAGAGCAGCAGAGGCUCAUCUAUAAAGGUCGGAUCUUGAAGGAUACCGACACUAUAAACCAACAUAAAAUUGAAAGUGGCCACACCAUCCAUUUGGUCAAAGGCGCUGCUCCUGCUGGCAGUAGUGCCCAACCUGCCGCUCCUACUCCUGCUGCUAGUCAGCUUGCUGAGCCCAUUGCGAAUCCAACACCGGCGCCGUCAUCAUCGACUACUGCUCGUCCUACUAGUGAUUAUAUGCAACAAGGUAUGGCCCAGGGUGCUGUGAUGCAGGAUCCUCAGAUGAUGUCACAGAUGAUGCAGAGCCCUAUGGUGCAGCAAGCCGUGCAGGCACUUGCUGAGAAUCCUCAGCUGUUACAGCAGAUGAUGGGGACAAACCCGAUGAUGCAACAGAUGAUGGCCCAGAACCCUCAGACGGCUGCUAUAAUGUCGAACCCCGAUCUCCUUCGGUUCUUGAUGAACCCGCAGACGAUGCAAGCUAUGAUGCAGUUGAAUCAAACUAUGGAGGGAAAUCAGCCACAACAACAAGGUAUGGCAGCUCCUGCGGCUCCGACACCCACGCCUGUACCCACUCGUGCUACUAGUCAUACUAUAGUGCCUCCUCCGAAUUCUCCGACGGGACCAUCGACUUCUGGACAGCCAGAUUUUGCUUCAAUGAUGCAGGCCAUGCAGAACAACCCUCUGAUGGCACAGAUGCUAGCUGGUGGUGGAGACGGAGCUGUCCCCGCACCUAAUCAGGCUGAACUGGAGCAGAGAUAUGCUAGCGAAUUGGGAACGUUACGGUCAAUGGGUUUUGUCGAUACGGCGGCCAAUCUUGAGGCGUUGCGGGUUUGCGAUGGUAACGUUGAGCUUGCUGUUAAUUACCUUUUCGAUAUGGGUGCUGGCAAUUAG